Messenger RNA from Paramecium pentaurelia, 1745 nucleotides. NCBI's taxonomy places the organism in Eukaryota, Ciliophora, Oligohymenophorea, Peniculida, Parameciidae. The record is from the annotation of a GenBank genome assembly.
AUGAUUGAAUAUCUACUUUAAUUAGAUUAAAACAAUUCUAAAUUGAAAAGGUAUUGUCUAAACUCUAUCUCAAAAUAGGUACUAAUUUCUCAUAAGUGAAAUUUUGAGUUACGAUAUUUCAAUUUUAAUUGAUUAUUUAUUUGAACCAGAACCAAACAUUCCAAAUUAUGAACUUCAAGAACAAUAACGUUAAUAACUCCUCCCUCUUUUAUUUCAACCAUUUCAAACAGACUAUCUUAAUUAUACUUAAGUAGGAUAUCUGACCAAAAUAAUUGAAUCCAUUAUAAGGAAGAGGGGUAAUAGCGUAUAAAUUAGUGAAUUCAAUCUAGUUAUGGAGUUGGUUUGAUAAUAAUAAAUCCAUUUUGGAUCAUUUGAUUAAACAUCUAGAUGUGUAUCAUGUGACAUCAAUACUCUUCCAUCUAAUCAUGUGUGAAUAAACAUUUAAUCAUCAUAUAACCUAAAGAAUUUAUUUACUUCAAAGAGUUCAUAAAAUAUUGUUAAAUAAAAUUCAUAACUAUGAAAUUGUACAUAAUUCUUGUGAAUUGUUAAUCUAAAUUUGUAAUACAACAUAAUAAUAAUUUAUGUAAUAAAUUGAAAAUCCAGAACAAUUUUAUAUAUCAGCAGUAAUCAUUGAUCUUAUUAUUAGUGUGAUACUGGUUUUGUUGAAUUUUUGAAUAUUAUAAUAGCACUCUUAUAAUAAAGAUAAUCAGAACAAGAAAAUGAUUAUUCAAAGUAUAAUUAUAUAGCUCUUAAUAUACAUAGAUCAUUUUCUUAUGAAUAUUUGAAUUUUGGUAAAUUAGUAAAUAUAUAUCUAAGCAUUUAAUUCAACUUUGAAUGUAAUCUAAACAACUCUUGGUUAAUUUAAAUUAAGUCUAUUGACUAUAUAUCAUUUACUCUUAAAAACUGAAGAUUCUAAAUUAUUAAAUUUAAUUCAUCAUAUAUAAAUCUAUAAGGAUUUAUACAAAUACAUUAUUAAAUUUGAAUUUAAUAAUUAACUUUAAAUUUAAUUCAAUUAAAUCACUACAUUUAUUUUCAAAACUAAAUCAUUAAGUUGGAUUUAAGAACUCAUAAAAAAUGAUUUAUUUGAAUUCAUUUCCACUCAUAACACAUAAACCAAAUCAAUUAUUGGUUAAAUUAAAUAUCCAAUAAAUAGAGGAUAUUUUGGAAUCUUAUCUUAACUUUCCUAUGAAUUAGAAGAACAUAUCUAUGAAUCAACUAAUUGGAAUUACUAUAAAUAGAAUAUUUUGCAAUAGCUUAAAAAUAUAGAGCAAAAUUACUAUUUCGGUGUUAAUCCUAAAAGUAAUGAUCUUGAGUAAAUAUCAAUAAACACUAAAGAAAAUUUUUAAGUAUUUAAUUUAUCUUAAUGCUAUUAGUAUGUAUCUUAUGUUAAACAUGAUCCUAUAGAGAUUGAACUUAAUAAUAAUAAAUAAAACAAUAAUGAAAUUGAAUAAAUUUUAAAUGCUAAACUUAGAUUAAGUUUUCCUAUCAAAACUUUAUUAUCCUUUUCAGAUAUGAAUUCUAAAGUAGUUCCUAUAUAAUCUGUAUAUAAUAAUGGUAACAAUACAGAAUCACAAAAUUUAGAAUCUGAUUCUUUAGAUAUUACAGAAUUAAAAAAGAAAAAGAUUUGUAGUUCAUAAAAUGAAUAUUUAAUAGAUAAUAAGGAAUCAAAUUCAAUAUAAAUAAUUGAGGAUAAGAAUGCUACUGAUAUAAUUAAUGUGAAUCAAAAUGAUAAUUUAUAAUAUUGA